AUGAGUUGUUUAAGAGCAGUGAAUUUAUUCUGGCUGACUUUGUUAUUACUCGUAUUAGUUAUAACACCAAAGCCGGCUCUAUCGAAGUAUAUUAGAACAAAAGUAGUUAUCUUGGGGGCUGGUGCAGCAGGCAUAUCUGCUGCAAAAUCAUUAUCCGAAGCAAAGGUAGAGGAUUUUGUAAUUCUUGAUGCACAACCCUUUAUAGGAGGUCGAGUACAGCAUCAAAAAUUUGGCAAUAGCUAUGUUGAGUUGGGAGCCAAUUGGAUAUACGGUAAAGGAGAUAAUCCAGUUUAUAAAUUGGCAGUCAAGCAUGGGUUAAAAUACACGCCUAAUGAUAAAGCAAACGUGGUCUAUUUCGAUGAUAAUGGAGGCAUACUCAGGAACCAAAGCAUUGGUGAACAAGUGAGCAACGAAUUUGAAGCGGUAAAAGUACGGCUCGUAGAGUAUGCAGAACAGAGAAUGCGGCAUCGACAAGUCGAUCUUUCGAGUAGAUCUGCACUGAGUUUAUUAGGCUGGAACCCUGACACUCCUCUCAAAGCCGCUGUAGAAUACUUUAAUAUUGACUGGGAAUUUGCUGAGCCAGCAGAGAUGUGUUCUUUGGAUUAUGCAACGGGAAUGGAGGAUGCUAUUACUGGAUCCUAUCCUUUGGGCAAUGAGUUUGUAGUCGAUGAAAGAGGCUUUAACUAUAUUUUGAAGCAAGAAUCAAACACGUUCCUUAAACCACUUGAUCCGCGAUUGAUGCUCAACACAAAAGUCACCAAAGUCUUAUAUAAUCAUCGCAGUGUCACUGUUCAAACUGAGAGCAAUGACAUCAUAGAAGCAGACUAUGCGAUUUGCACUUUUUCUUUAGGUGUGUUACAAAGCGAUGAUGUGGAAUUUGAACCUUCUUUUCCGGAAUGGAAACGGGAAGCUUUAUUAAGUUUUCACAUGACCACUUACACAAAAAUAUUUUUAAAGUUUGACCAUAGAUUCUGGGGGGAUUGGCAGUUCGCCUUGUAUGCCAACAAUGUAUCUCAUCAUGGAGGCUAUUAUACUGUUUGGCAAAAUCUCAAUGCACCGGGCUACUUAUUCCAACCUACUGCUACGGGUGACAAUAUACUUAUGGUAACCACCACAGAUAAAGAAUCCCACAGAAUUGAACGUAUGACAGAUGCUCAGGUUCAAAAAGAAAUCAUGCAGGUGCUUCAACAAAUGUUUUCAACGAACGCUGAUCAUCACAAUGGUAGUCCAACAAGCAUCAUUGUUGAGCCUCCGACUCAUAUUCUGAUCCCACGCUGGCAUCAACAUCCACUUUUCCGCGGCUCUUACUCAAACUGGCCAAUAGGGGCAUCGAGAAGACACCAUAAGAAUAUGCGUGCACCGUUACAUAAUACCUUAUGGUUUGCAGGCGAAGCCAUGUCUGCUGAAUAUUAUGGCUAUUUACAUGGAGCCUGGUUGGAAGGAGACUCGGUUGCGAAGAGCUUAAUACAGUGUAUCAAUAGUACCUGCCCUUAUUACGAAACGUACCCUUAUAUCACAGGUUGCGACGAAUACAAAGAACCUCGCUUCAUCCACCAAUUCACUCUUUGA
Messenger RNA from Mycotypha africana, 1569 nucleotides. RefSeq lists its product as uncharacterized. NCBI's taxonomy places the organism in Eukaryota, Fungi, Mucoromycota, Mucoromycetes, Mucorales, Mycotyphaceae. The transcript has 7 exons. The coding region runs from base 1 to 1569 and encodes 522 amino acids. The record is from RefSeq and is a predicted model, not a curated record. Gene Ontology annotation, molecular function: oxidoreductase activity.